CAACAAAAGAGAUGGACCAUAACUUUGUCUCUCUCUCUCUCUGUGUUGCCAGCGGAAUGGAUGGCAGAGGAAACUGGACAGAAAAAAAGGGGAAAAACUCCCAACGGGCACACAAGCGGUGCGGAUGCGGGCGGGGGCGUUUGUGUGGCGCGCCUCUAUCCUAUCCCUCCUCCCCUUUCUCUACCUCCUACUCUUCUCUUCAUGACGGGGCCCGGCCCGUGUCGUCGUCGUCGCCGGUUGCCAUAACACCAACACACUUGACUGGUUCUUCGCUUCCAUUUCAUUCCUCCAAACUUGGACCUAACGUGACGCCACUUCUUCCAUCCCACACUCGGGCUUUUUUCUUCUUUCUUUAUCCACUCAAAUCAAAUCAAUCAAAGUCUUUCAGCCGCAAUUUUUUCCGACUUUUUUCCACUUUUUGUUUUUCUCCACUUUGAUUGUUUUUUUUUUAUUUGGCCGGUUUCUCUCCUUCAAAACUAAACGAUUUCCGCUCCCCUUUUCUCUUUUCUUUCCCCCCAUCGGGGGCGCCACGUUUAUGAAAACGGACGAGCGAUUGCGGAUCGGCUUUAUCCCAUCCGCGUUCCGCCAUCACCGGAGGGGGGGUUUGUCUUGCCUCGGUAGUCAAAAAGAAACGGAAUGGAAUAAAUAUUCCGACAGACCGAAACGGACGCCUCAAAAUUGGCCGACAGAAAAGAAAAUAAAAAACCGGCCGGCCGGCAUGUUGGCUGGUCUUUUCCACACACCGCCCAGCACUUAACGAUGAAAAGAAGAAGAAAAAAGAAAACGAGAGAAAUAAAAAAAUAAAUAAAUAAAAAGAAAACACCUACUCCUUUAGGGGUUCGGGUUGAUUGGGUGUAACGCGCGCGCGUGUGUGUGUAUGUAUAAAAAUAAUAAUUUUCUAAAUUUUUUUUUCUUUUAGAAAAGAUUGGGAAAUCCAUCCGGCGAUGAUUCGACAGACGGCGACAUCUAGCGCUCGAAUCGUCAAUCAAUUCUCGCCGUAUGGAUUGGUGGUCGCAUCGGGAACCUCUGGGCCGACAGCCAAGAUCCUGCGCGGCACAAAGACCCACUGUGUAAUAGGUCCUUUUUUGCAGUUGUUGUUCAAGUUCUCCUACAACCAGACUCAUCACUUACUACCCUCCACACACUACGCAAACCGUCCACGUCAGUCGGCCAAGACGCAAUUUAUACAGUUGAAGGGCAGAGGAAGAAGAAGUCGACGAUGGCAGGAUCGCCGCAGCGUGAAGGAAAUGUGGGCAACGUUGCACAGGUCGUUGUCUUGGUGACGGGCGGAUGCGGAUAUAUUGGGACACACACGGUCCUUAGACUCCUGGAACAAAACGCCCAGGUCGUCGUGGUCGACAAUCUGGCCGGAGUAACUCGCGCAGGAAGCGGCGAGAAGAAACCAAUGAGCCUGGAGCGUGUGGAAGAGUUGGUGGGUAAGACAGUCAACUUCCACAAUGUCGAUAUCAGUGACGCCGAGGCCCUUGACAAGAUUUUCAAAUUGUAUCGAUUCGACUGUGUCAUUCAUUUGGCCGCCCUGAAAUCGGUUGGAGAUUCCUGCAGUUUGCCGCUCGACUAUUACCGGAAUAACGUGGCCGGCACCAUCACUCUGUUGGAGGUAAUGAAAAGCCACCAAGUCGUGAAAUUGGUCUUUUCGUCGUCGGCCACUGUUUACGGCGAGCCGCAAUAUUUGCCCGUCGACGAGCAGCACGUGACUGGGCAGCGGGUCACCAAUCCUUACGGCCGCACCAAGUACUUUAUCGAAGAAAUAUUGCGCGAUCUCUGCACUUCUGACCCGAAAUGGAACGUCAUCUGCUUGAGGUAUUUUAAUCCAGUGGGAGCUCAUCCGUCCGGAAGGAUCGGCGAAGAUCCAGCCGGAGUUCCCUGCAAUUUGAUGCCUUACGUGGCUCAAGUGGCCGUUGGUCGACUUGAGAAACUGGCAGUUUACGGCAAUGAUUAUUCAACGCCAGAUGGCACUGGUGUCCGGGAUUACAUCCACAUCAUGGACUUGGCUGAAGGACAUUGGGCGGCCACCAAGAAAAUCUUGAAGGAAAAGGGGGCCAAAGGGGAAGGAGUGGAAAGUUCCUGGCUGGCCUACAAUUUGGGUCUGGGUCGCGGCUACUCGGUCCUGGAGGUGGUGAAAUGUUUCGAGUCGGUCAGCGGCCGUCCCAUCGCCGUGGAUUUCGUCAAACGGAGGGAAGGAGACGUCGCUUCCAGCUACUCGGAUUGCAGCCUGGCCGGCAGCCAGCUGGAUUGGAAGGCCAGCCGCACUCUGACCGACAUGUGCCGGGACAUGUGGAACUGGCAGUCGAUCAAUCCCAAUGGAUACCAAUCCAAUUGACGGAAGAGAUACCGAAGAAUAAGGACAAUCCAUUGAACUCGCCAGCUCAAAAAAGUCCUUCAACCAAAAAACCAAAGAAAAAAGAAAAGGGAAAUUGUUCCAGUUCCUUUUUGUUUUUUUCUCUUAUUCUUACUUACUUUUAUAUAUAGAUGAUCUAAGAAAAACGAUGUCUAUAUUUUGAUACCCCCCACCUAGUAGAAAUAGAGCCCAAUUGAGGCUCUGCUGUUUUAUUAUUAUUAUUUCAAGAAUAAUAAAAAAAAAAAAAAAAACUUUGGAAUUUGGA
Molecule: messenger RNA, 2624 nt
Organism: Daphnia pulicaria
Lineage: Eukaryota; Metazoa; Arthropoda; Branchiopoda; Diplostraca; Daphniidae
Product: UDP-glucose 4-epimerase-like
Exons: 10
Coding region: 1220-2341 (373 amino acids)
Biological process (GO): beta-D-galactose catabolic process via UDP-galactose, Leloir pathway
Cellular component (GO): cytosol
Molecular function (GO): UDP-glucose 4-epimerase activity
Source: RefSeq, a predicted model, not a curated record